CUUAAAUAUCGUAUCAAAUUGGCACAGCACCUUCUUUAUGGCGCGUGGUUAAGAGGCACGUACUAAACGAAUAAAAAAAGUAGUAAACGAUUCUCAGUGCCCCCCUCCUCGGUUUGACCAAUCACGAAGCUCCCGAUCCUGUCGUUCAGAGCCCAUGGCCCGCCUUCUUGUGCGGCUGCCUAGAAAACCAGGAGAACAGGACUUAAUCACCAUUUCUGUGGAUUGGGUUGGAAAGCGGGCAUGCGCGGUGCAGCCGCUUCUAACCUCAUCCCUUCCUAUGGAGGGCUUUAGAGAAGUUGCUUUUCCGUUUACCAAAACUUUUACCUCUCUACCAUUCUAAGGAAAUUACGGUUAUGGUUAUUUUAAAGUGUAUCCCGCAUUGUAAAAGCCACCUUUGCUUUCAAACCUGUCUUCUCUAUAAUCUUCCCCAAUCAAAGAUUUCGAAGAAUCUUUCCAUCCUUGAGGGUCCGUUGCCAAGAAACGCUACCAUAGAAAUGUCCCCCUUUAUUUUUUCCAAUCACUUCCGCUAUCGAGCUGUGGGGGUAACCGUGAUUCAUCACCUGCCAAUCAUUCCCAGCAGUCCCUGGCUCUAAAGAGCCAGUCUUUGCCGCGGUUGUUGUUGUUUUGGACUCUUUCUUGAAAGCCGCGAGAUCAAGAGCGGAGGCCAUGUUUCUUUUGGGCAGACUCCUCGCGAUACCCAGGCUCGUCGGCCGGUGUUUCGCCGCCAUCUUAAGUUCUGGCAGUGGCUUCAAGCCCACAGCGCGGCUGCGCAGACCGUGCUGGUUCGGGCGGUGGCAGCGGUCCCUGUCGCGUGGGGGACCCUGGGCAGAGAAAGUUACCCGAAGCUGAGCCUCCAGAGCUUCUGAAGGUUGUUUCAGAGCCUGCUGCCUCUUUACUCUGAGUUCCCAAAGCCAGACCCUACUUCUCGAGUGACCCUGGACAGUAACAAAACCAAUAAAAGCCCGAGCCCAAACCCUGCCACCAUCAUAGAAGCUGUUUUUUGGGGUGGUUGGAUGUUGGAGGAGCUUCUCUGACCCAUCAUAAUUGAGAGCCAUCUUUGUUUUUGUCUGUAAUUACUUUGGAAUCAGUAAGCCAUGGCGUCAAAGAAAUUUGCUAUUAAAUGCAGGGAUUUUGCUGUCCUGGUGGAUCUUCACAUCUCACCGCAAGGAUCAAACAAAGACACCAGCUGGUUUUCUGAACAGAACAAAGAGGAAAUCUGUUUACUGUUAAAAGAAACCAUUAAUUCAAGAGUUAAAGAGUACUUGGAAGUGCGUAAACAGCACAGGCCGUCAAAUACAGAAUUCACAAGAUCCAGUCCCUUGUCCUUAAAAGGUUAUGGCUUUCAAAUCUCAGCCUAUUUCCUCAAGAGAGGGAUACGCCUUCGCUGCUUUGGGGGUUCACAGAGUCCUGAACUUCGUGUAUUCCCUGAUAGAUUUGUGGUCUGUGUAAGUCAGCUUGCAUUCAGCUGUGAUCUUUCAAGGCAGAAUGAAGAAUUGACGGGAAGAGCUCUCCAUGGAGUGUCUGGUUAUUUUGCUGAGUGUGCAGAGGGUCCACUUCCUCCCAGUGCAAAGCGCAAGAGAAGAGCUCUGAAAGAAAUCAUGAAAAGAGCUGAAACAAAAAGCAGCAUCAUGAGCAAAUCACAGGGCAGCAGGGACAUUGUGGGAACAUCAAGUGACUCAGUGGUUGCAGAGAUGGCAGUGAGAAGAGGUGACAGCCAGGCUUCCUCCAGUGCCUCUCCGGAGUCCUCGGGGCAAGCAAAGGAUUGCACACAGGCAGCUGAGAGCCACUGGGGGCUCUCUGUUCAAAAGCUGGAACAUGUUCCUCAGACCCAGCCAGAGGACACCGGCAGCCAGCACAAACCUCAUCCUGGGGCGUGGUUACAGACAGGGCUUCGAAGUGGGAGCGCUGUCUGGAGCUGUGAGUCAGCAGCACCGGGUCCAAAACAAAGUCCACGAGGGGCCCGAGCACAGCAGAAACGCAGGCCCCGCGGCUCUGCGCAGGGCUCCGUCCACAGCAAGAGAGUUUCUCUUGGAAGUGAUCGAUUCCUCCCGCGAGAAAUGAGAGCGGGAACAAGCCAGGCUGUCGGGGUUUUGCCAACAUCAGAGCUGUCAGAUCCGGGGUUACUUUUGAAAGAGGAUUUGGCAAAAGCCAUGUCUAAUGAAGAGUUGCAUGUUUUGGAAAAUCUCUCCUCCAGACAUCUUAUGAAAAGUGAGCCAGGGAAGGCCGACCAAACCGGCUCAACCACCAACACUGAAAGAUUAGCUACAAUCCAGGGCAGCCCAGGCAAAAAAAGGAAGAAGUCCGAAAGAGGCCACUGACUUACUAAAGAGGAUUGCACAGUUGUGGUUGAGGGAUAUAGUGGCCAAACCUGCGAAAAAUGAGAAGUAUGUGUAGAUGCUGUGAUUUCAAAGGAAUUAGAAUGACUUUUU
This is a messenger RNA of Pipistrellus kuhlii (Kuhl's pipistrelle), 2429 nucleotides long. It is a transcript of the gene SLX4IP, whose product is annotated as SLX4 interacting protein. The transcript is spliced from 9 exons. The coding region runs from base 1095 to 2318 and encodes 407 amino acids. NCBI's taxonomy places the organism in Eukaryota, Metazoa, Chordata, Mammalia, Chiroptera, Vespertilionidae. The record is from RefSeq and is a predicted model, not a curated record.